CCGACAGAAGACCUCCGUCCCUUUCCAAAGUUUCACCUCUGUUACACGCACUACGAGUGCACACUCUUACUGGGGCGCCUUUCCACUCGAAGAUUCAUUGCAGCUUUAUAUUUACACAUAUUGGCUGAAUAAGACAUGCAAUGCCCGGAACAAAGAGUGUAAGGAAUUUGUAUAACGCGAUGACUUGGCUUUUCAUUUUCUUGUUGCAUUUCAACUCCAUCGGUUUUACUCUUCAACUGACGCCAUCAGAAUGUAAACCGGUUCAAAUAGACACAACCAGCGGAGUGUUGGAGGGCUGUGAUAUCUAUGUCGAAUCCAGGCAAGCAAAUGUGAAACAAUUUCUAGGAGUGCCUUACGCAGAACAACCGAUCGGCCAUCGGCGUUUCAGACGACCGGAGCUUAAGAAAAGAUCACGGGAAGUAGUUAUUACAAAGGAAUUCGGAAAUAUCUGUCCUCAAAACCAUGGUUGGCUUAACUCUGUGGAUGUUAACUUUACUAUCGGAGAGGACUGUCUUUGGUUGAAUUUAUACGCCCCGGAAUCCGCUUCCGAAAACAGAACAGUGGAUGUGAUGUUCUUCAUCCAUGGGGGCUCUUACUUGGACGGAACAGGAAGCUACUAUGAAGGAAAGCACCUGGCUCUUGUAGGGAAUGUCGUUGUUGUCACAAUAAACUACAGGUUAGGCCUACUGGGUUUUUUGUCCUCGGAAGACUCCACGUUAAUGGGAAAUUACGGGCUGUGGGAUCAACUCAUGGCUCUUCAAUGGGUACAGAAAAACAUUAAAAAGUUUGGCGGUAAUCCCAAAAGGGUGACCAUAUUUGGCAACUCAGCCGGCUCCAGUAGUGUGGGAAUUUUGGCCUUGUCGCCAAAAAGUAAAGGUUUGUUUAGGCGGAUAAUAACGCAGAGCGGUUCUCCGCUAACGCCGUGGGCCUUUGUCCGAAACCCCAGGAGGUUUGUGGAAAAGCUGUCUCACAGUGUCCACUGCACGCGUGAUUCGAAAGUGGAGGACUUCCCGCUAGUGGACUGCAUGCGUUUGUUGACAGCAGAGGAG
Molecule: messenger RNA, 1049 nt
Organism: Liolophura sinensis
Lineage: Eukaryota; Metazoa; Mollusca; Polyplacophora; Chitonida; Chitonidae
Product: neuroligin-4, Y-linked-like
Exons: 2
Source: RefSeq, a predicted model, not a curated record